Papilio polytes (common Mormon) is the source of this 1706-nucleotide messenger RNA. RefSeq names its product zinc finger protein 177-like. The record is from RefSeq and is a predicted model, not a curated record. Gene Ontology annotation, cellular component: nucleus. NCBI's taxonomy places the organism in Eukaryota, Metazoa, Arthropoda, Insecta, Lepidoptera, Papilionidae. The transcript has 7 exons. Bases 1 to 1014 code for a protein of 337 amino acids.
AUGGUAAUAGGUGUUAAUGUGGCGAAAUCAGGGAGCAAUCUGAAUAGAGUUCGCGCCCCGGGUGCUCCGGGCACGGAGCUCCGCACGUUCAUUCGUCAUAGAUUUGGCCUUUUCGACGAAGUUUGCACGUCAGGGGGUGUGCAAGUAAGGCAUUGCAACUGGGUUAGAUUUUUACGCGUAUCAGAAAACUAUGGACCUCAAGUAAAUUUAGUGUGCACUAAAGUAAAGGGGGAGCCGGUAUACGAAGCAGUGAAGCCCAUAUCAAUGCAUACGGAACUCAUAGUUUACUAUUUACCUGAGCGACCUGAGGAGCUAUUCUUCGUCAGAAUGAGGAACAAUUUGUACAGACAGACGAUGGACUCUAUUUUAGAAGAUUCUCCUUUAGAUCUAUCCACGUCUCUUCUAUCUCGAGUACUAUUGCCGAUAUCACCGCCAUCUGGUGCUGAGGAUGAGCACAAAUCGGUGUCCGGAGACUCUCUGACGUCAUCAUCAGCAGGCUCAUCGAGUGAACUACUAGAAAUGACGCCUAAAAUACAACGAAGGCCGGCGAAAUCUGAAAGAGCGUUGCUGCCUUGUGAAGUGUGUGGGAAAGCUUUCGAUCGACCGUCACUGUUAAAAAGACAUAUGCGAACUCACACAGGUGAAAAGCCUCACGUGUGCAUGGUGUGUAACAAAGGGUUCAGCACAUCAAGCAGCCUGAACACUCACAGACGGAUACACUCCGGAGAGAAACCACAUCAAUGCCAACAUUGCGGGAAGAGAUUCACUGCGAGUUCCAAUUUGUACUACCAUCGGAUGACACACAUAAAGGAGAAGCCGCAUAAAUGCAAUCUAUGCUCCAAGUCUUUCCCGACGCCAGGAGACUUGAAGUCUCACAUGUACGUGCACAGUGGAUCCUGGCCCUAUAAGUGUCACAUCUGCUCCCGAGGAUUCUCGAAGCAUACCAAUCUGAAAAACCAUCUAUUUUUACACACCGCGAAACAUCAACGAAACAGCGCUAGGGAUGCUACCUGAAAACUUUUGAAGAUGUCGCUUCGGUGUACAUAUGUAUUUCCCGUCUUAUGUAUAUAAUGAACAGUAUUUAAUCAUCUACGGUACGGUAUAUAAAUACAUACAUUUACGUAUGGUACAAAUAUUACUAACUAAGUUUGUAACAUCUUGUUACUUUAUAAAUAAAAGUGUGAUAUUAGAUUAAGUAGAUUUAAGUGUUAAAUUAUUUUUAUAAAUAUAUAAUUUAGAAUAAUAUAUUAUUUGGAAUAAACAAUUAGUAUUUACAAUUGGGUUUUUUCACUUUAAAUUAAAAUAAUAAUUAAGAGCCAGGAAGUUAUCUUUGUUGCAGUUUUUUUGGCUGAACGUCAUAGAGCCUUGAACUGAAAUAUUUGUUCAGGAUUUUUAUGCACAUAAAAUUAAUUUACCUUGUAAUCACUAUAGGGAUAAGUUAUUACAAAAGUGUUUGAAAAGGUUUUUAUUGGUAAAGUUUUUAGUGUAUUUAAAUGGAAGAAAUAUUGUGUAUAAAUUUCGAGAUGAAUUAUUAAUUCGCUUUUUUUUACAAUAAUCGUAAAAAUAAAUAUGUUGUACAUAAUCGGUAACUGUGUAAAUAUAUAUAUUUUCAGCACCACAUAGUAAUUAUGUGACAAUUAUGUUAUUGUAAUAUGCUUACAUUGUGUACGUAUAUUGUGAUGGGUUCCGUCCAAAUUAAGUUUAUA